This is a messenger RNA of Daucus carota subsp. sativus, 2566 nucleotides long. Its product is annotated as zinc finger CCCH domain-containing protein 67-like. The transcript has 5 exons. Lineage: Eukaryota; Viridiplantae; Streptophyta; Magnoliopsida; Apiales; Apiaceae. Gene Ontology annotation, molecular function: mRNA binding; metal ion binding. The record is from RefSeq and is a predicted model, not a curated record. Bases 1259 to 1666 code for a protein of 135 amino acids.
GAAGUGUUAAGUUGCAGAAAUGAGGCUUUCAUCAAGGGCAAUGAAACAGGGGUAGUGAUUUUACGUAUCUUCUUUUCGUAAAUUCAAUGGCAAGAAUUAGAGGCAGAACAGGGUACAAACCACAAAUUCACAAUAAAACAGAGGUUUUGCAGUGGCUUAAAACCCUCAGUUUAGCCCCUGAGUUUCAUCCAACUCUUGAGGAGUUUAAGGAUCCAAUCGCUUAUAUUCAUCAAAUUGAAAAAGAGGCUUCUGUGCAUGGUAUAUGUAAAAUCAUACCCCCUGUCUCAUCGCCCUCAAUGAAAACCUCAUUUUUGCAACUUAACAAUUCUUUAAUGGCCUGUUCUGCCUCCCCGAAAGGAGAAUUCACUACCCGGGUGCAGCAAGCUGGUUUUUGCCAAGGAAAAGGCCAUCCUGUGAUCAAGUCUGUGACGGAGAGUGGGAAGAGUUACACUGUUUCGGAAUUUGAAGCAAAGGCCAAGUCUUUCGAGAGAAAUUAUUUCGAGAAAAGUUCAAUAGAUAAGGGGGCUUUAAGUCCUUUGGAAAUCGAAAGUCUUUAUUGGAAAGAUUAUUCAUAUAUGGCCUAAGGUUCUCUUUAAUCAGCUAAGGCCAUGAACAACUUAAAGUGCCAACCUAAGUCCAACAUUAAAGAGGAAGCCUAUGGAUUAUCGAAGAGAAAAAACUUGAAAAGUGUGGUGCGGUGGAAGGAAAUGAAGGAGAUUUUAAGGAAAUGAAGGAAGACAGUAAUGUUAAGAAGGGGAGUAAGUGGAGUGAGAUUGAGAAUGAAGGAGGUGAUCGUAAUUUGGAGGCUGUUAACAAUGAGGCGGAAAUUGAAGAGAGAAACCCUGAAAAGCGUUGUGUUGUGGGAGGAAAUGAAUGUGCUUUUAAGAAAAUGAAGGAAGGGGUAAUCAUAAGGAGGGGAGCAAUUGGAGUGAGAUUGAGAUAGAAGGCGGUGAUUUUGACUAGGAUGGUAUUAAAGAUGAGACGAAAAUCGAAGAGAGAAACACCGAAAAGUGUAGUUUGGUGGAAGAAAGUGAAGGUGAUUUUAAGGAAAUGAAGGAUGGUGGUAAGUGUGGUGAUAGUGAGGAUGUCGAAGAAAGUUAUAGUCUUGAAGUAAAGAAUAAGAUGGCUGACAAGGGAAAAGAAGUGAUUGAGGACUAUUAAGCUGGUUGGGGUGAGAAUUGGGAUGAUGUUGCUGUACGAGCUAAAUCUAAUUAGGAGCAACUGUAUUUUGAUAACUAUGAAAAUAUGAGGCAUGUAAAUGAGCAGUAUAGGGAGGUGCCUCCUUGGGUAUUGGAAUGAAGAAGGGGAUGUAGUGGGGAGAAAUGGAAAGGCGCAGUAUGAUAAAGAACCUCACUGUUCCGGUAAUGCUGAAAAGGAAUCCGUGGGGUUUAAUGAUGGAAAUUUUGGAAGUCGCCAUUAUCCUUUGAGGCCUUACACGGAAGAUUAUUCGUUUUAUAUGAGGACUGGGACUUGCAUGUUUGGUUCGAUAUGCAAAUUUAAUCAUCCACUUCAAAGAAAGCCCCGGGCUUCCAGGGAUGCAUUUAAGCAAAAGGAAGAAAUUUAUGAUAAGCCUAGACAGACAGAAUGCAAGUAUUACUUGUCAGCGGGUGGUUGCAAAUACGGAAAGCUUGUUGGUAUAGUCAUGGCAAAGGAAAAGCUGCAGUGACCCCAAAUUCAGAGUUGAACUUUAUUGGUUUUCCGAUUAGAGUUGUAAAACUUCUCUCCUUUUUUCACAGAAUCCAAAUUUUCAUACGUAUACAGUCCGUAUUCAACCAAGAGGGAUAUUGUUACUAUCUGAUCAAAAAGUGGACGCAGAUAUAGAUCAGCCAUAUAGGAUCAGUUAUAAGGGGGAGAAAGUAUGUUCUUUCUACAUGAGAACUGGUUUAUGCAAGUAUGGUGAAAACUGUAGGUUUCAUCAUCUGAAUCCUACAGCAGCAGGAGGACUUGACACUACUUCACCAGGUAGAGGUAGGUCAUCAACAAAAGCAAUAAAUGAGACUGCUUUUUUCAGGCCAGUUAUCUAUCCGCCAUCCCCGUUCAUGCCAAUUAUCUAUCUGCCAACCCCAUUCAGGCGAAUUAUUUAUCCACUAACCCCAUCUGCUCCUGAAAAUGCAGAAUGGAAUGGAUAUCAGGGGAUUCUGCCUAUUCCCCCAGCACUUUCGAUGCCCAUUCCAGCAACUGGAUCCAGCUUCUAUGCACAUCCGCAAGGCCAGGUGAACGUAGAUGAAUAUCCUGAACGACCUGUACAGCCUGAUUGCAGUUCCUACAUGAGAACGGGGAAUUGCAAGUUCAGAUCUUCCUGCAGGUUCCACCACCCCAGAAACUUGGAGACGGCUGUCAAGGACUGAUCAAGGCAGUACCUUAGAGUUUAUCUGCUUUGCAGAUGAGCAUGGGGAGGGGAAAACGGAGCUGAUGAGGUCUGCUUGAGUAUCAUACUGUAGUUUUAGAAACUUAUAUCCUAGUGAUCACAACUACUUGCUAACUUUUUGUAUUUUAGAAUAGGUUGAGCUUCUGACAAGAAAACUUUGUUGUGAUGUUUCCGUCGUAUGAAGACUAUGGUUGCAGG